ACAUAUUGGUGCAGACGUCGUAACUUCCGCUCCUUUUGUAACUCAUUUAUUGCGGGAAACCGGCGGCUGACGCUUGGAGGUAUCCGACAAUGACACGGACUCUGAAUGCCAUCGUGGCCGUCUGUCCUGACAUGGGGAUCGGCCGACUGGGGGAUCUGCCUUGGAGCCCGAUCCGACUCAAUCAUGAAUUCAAACAUUUUCGAAAGAUGACCUCAACGCCAUCCGUGGAAGGGAAGCAGAACGUGGUCAUCAUGGGGAGAAAGACCUGGUUCUCUAUCCCGGAGAAAAACCGGCCCCUCAACAACAGGAUCAACAUCAUCCUCAGCAGGGAGCUCAAGGCGCCUCCUGCUGGAGCUCACUUCCUGGCUGCAGACUUCACCUCCGCCCUGAAGCUGGUGGACACAGAGCUGUCGGAUCGUGCGGACCAGGUUUGGGUGAUCGGAGGACAGUCACUAUACCAAGAAAUGAUGGAGCACCAGGGGCAGAAGCGGCUGUUUGUCACCAGGAUCUUGAAGCAGUUUGAGUGUGACACAUUCUUUCCUGGCAUCACCCUGGAAAAAUACCGCCUCCUAGAGAACUUUCCCGGAGUCUCCACUGAGAUGCAGGAGGAAAAUGGUAUCAUGUACCGAUUUGAAGUUUAUGAAAGUGUUGAACAAUAA
This is a messenger RNA of Synchiropus splendidus (mandarinfish), 659 nucleotides long. It is a transcript of the gene dhfr, whose product is annotated as dihydrofolate reductase. NCBI's taxonomy places the organism in Eukaryota, Metazoa, Chordata, Actinopteri, Syngnathiformes, Callionymidae. Gene Ontology annotation, cellular component: mitochondrion. The transcript is spliced from 6 exons. Gene Ontology annotation, molecular function: NADP binding; dihydrofolate reductase activity. Bases 90 to 659 code for a protein of 189 amino acids. Gene Ontology annotation, biological process: folic acid metabolic process; glycine biosynthetic process; tetrahydrofolate biosynthetic process. The record is from RefSeq and is a predicted model, not a curated record.